AUGACUAUUGAAUCACCUUCGGGGACUCUCUGCCCAACCGAACCAAAUUUCAGCAAAAAUGACGAAACCGAGUUAUACUCCGUAUCCUGGAAUCAGGAUUUUGGAUGCUUUUCCGCAGGCAGCAGUCAGGGUUUCCGCAUAUACAACUGCCACCCGUUUAAGGAAACAUUUAGACGUGAUUUAAAAGGCGGGAAAUUCAUGACUGUCGAGAUGCUCUACAAAAGCAAUGUCUUAGCACUUGUCGGAGCCAAAGACAAUGCUCAGUUCUCUCCAAACAACGUCAUAAUCUGGGACGAUCACCAGAGCAGGUGCAUAAGCGAGUUCUCGUUUAGAUCUGAGGUCCGUGGGGUUAAGCUGAGGCGAGACCGUGUUGUUAUCGUUCUUGAGCACAGGUUGUAUGUGUAUGAUUUUGUGGAUUUAAGGCUCAUUAGUCAGAUAGAUACAGUGGCGAAUCCAAGGGGCUUGUGUUCGCUCUCAAACGACUUGAGCGCUUGUGUGCUGGCGUGCCCAGGCCUGAAAUACGGGCAGGUUCGGGUAGAGCAUUUCGGGCUGAAUCUGACGAAAUUGAUUAGAGCACAUGAUUCUAAGAUUGCUUUCUUGACGUUGACGGCUGAUGGGCUGCUUCUCGCGACUGCUAGCGUGAGAGGGACUCUGAUAAGGAUUUUCAACACGAUGGAUGGUACUCUGUUGCAAGAGGUGCGCAGAGGGUUAGAUACCGCAGAUAUAUACAGCAUUGCUCUGUCUUCAGACGUUCGCUUUUUGGCCGUGUCGAGCGACAAAGGCACGGUUCAUGUAUUUAGUCUCAGAGUGAGGGUGCUUGGUGAGGACACAUCAGCUGAUUCAGAACUUAAUCAGAACUUAUCAGACUCUCUCGACUCUUUGAUUUCUCAAAGCAAUGGUGCCAAUCCUGGUUCAUCAUUAUCUUUCAUGAAAGGAGUCUUGCCUAAUUAUUUCAGUUCAGAAUGGUCUUUUGCUCGGUUUCACCUGCCGGAAUGUAGGACACGUUUUAUUUUGGCUUUUGGGUCUCAUAACACCAUCUGUAUAGUGGGCAUGGAUGGGAGUUUCUACCGGUGCAGUUUUGACCCAGUGAACGGAGGAGACAUGGUGCAGCAAGAGCGUGUAGACUUUCUUAAAACAGAAACUCGACAUAUAUAG
This is a messenger RNA of Striga hermonthica, 1155 nucleotides long. Lineage: Eukaryota; Viridiplantae; Streptophyta; Magnoliopsida; Lamiales; Orobanchaceae. The record is from the annotation of a GenBank genome assembly.